Molecule: messenger RNA, 1968 nt
Organism: Mytilus trossulus (common blue mussel)
Lineage: Eukaryota; Metazoa; Mollusca; Bivalvia; Mytilida; Mytilidae
Exons: 2
Coding region: 127-1968 (613 amino acids)
Source: RefSeq, a predicted model, not a curated record
GUGUGUAAUCAGGUUAAAAGGUCAAUGUCAUUCAUUUGUCAUAUCAUUGAACUGUCCACUAGAACACAGUUGGCACCAUCAAUAUAAUAUUUUAAUAUCUAUACCUAGAAUAAAGAUUUUUUAAUAAUGAAUUAUACAGACGAAGAACCUUCACUUGAACUUUACCAUUACUUAUGUAACAUUGUUGGUUCCGAAGUUGGUGUGAAAACAAGACGAGAUAUAUAUACGAUAUUGGACUUUGUUCAAAAUGGUAAUGGGGUGUUAACCGCUAUAAGCAGUGGAAGUAAAGCAGAAGGUUUAGAUCUCAAAGGCAGUGAUAUCGAUAGAAUGUUAGUUAUCAAAUUUUUUCGGGUAUAUGAGAAUAUCAAUAAUGUGAUGAAUUGUCCAUUACAUGCGUCUAUUUUAAUGGAAACAACUGAUACAAAACCUUGUUUUACAAAAUUGAAGGUGUAUCCCAUAUUUAAUAAAAUACCUUUUUUUAAUAGAAUGCUCGAUACCUUAGGAGAAGAAAUAUUCAUUUCAAGCAAACGUUUUAGGGAAUCCUAUUUAAUACCUGGUGCUAUUAUACAUGGUCCUUGUGUAUCUGAUCCAGAAGAAACAUUUGAUAACGCAUUAAGUUUCCGAUGUAAAGAAUGGAUAUCAUCAGCUCAACCGUGGAUUAACAGACCAAGAUUUACAUGGCCAGAUAACAAACUUGUAACGUCGAUAGUGCAAUAUGGUGUUCUGUUUGUUCCAAUUGGACCUAAACAUUCACCUUACGAAAACCUAGAAUGGCGAAUUUCAUUUUCCAUGGCAGAAAAACAAUUGAUUUAUUCCUUUUCACACACUCAAUUAUUGUGUUAUGCGUUAUUAAAAAUUAUUCAUAAAGACAUAAUCAAACCGAAACAUGGUGAUCUUAUUUGUUCAUAUUUUCUCAAAACCAUACUGUUUUGGUUAAGUGAAGAGCCAUGCCCUUCAGACUGGAAACCCGAAUCAUUUUUUUCUUGUUUUCUGAACUGUCUUAGACGAUUGAUUUACUGUGUAGAAAACAAAACAUGUCUUCACUAUUUUAUCCCUGAAUACAACCUCUUUGAGGAUAGAUUUACUAAUGAACAACAAAGUAUAUUACUGAAUACGUUGCAGCUUAUAUAUAUUUCACCAUGGAAUGCCAUUUUUAAUACGUCGACCUUUCAAGAGUAUAAACUAGAUUCUAGAAAUGCGCACAAGUUCAAACUUACAGCUUCUGCAUUGCCAUGCAUCAGUUAUUUUGGUCAUAUUUAUGAUUUUACCUAUACUGUUUUCAAUCUAUUUGAUUUUAAUCCAAUGAAGCGUGCUUUAACAUGUUGUAUUAAUUUUCCAGACAAAACAUUAAGAAAAUAUGCGAUAUCUGCGAUUUCCAAUCGAUACAUACAAUCACAUUUCAAAUUCAUAAGUAAUAACAAAUUGUUCUACAAACAAAACUAUUUUAUAAUAGGAACUGUCAAGAUUGCAUUAUCUUCCGAUGUAUUGAGCUCAUGGAUAUUGUUUGCAUCCUAUUUGUAUCAAUGUAAACGUUUCAAAGAAUGUAUUUAUAUAAUAAACUACUGCUUAUCUGAGUGUACUCCAGAUAAAAUAUUACUACAUUUAACAGGUCGUCAUUACAGCUUGGAACAACAGACAGUUUUCGAGAUAAUGCAUCGGAGGGUUGGUUUGAUAGCGGCGUGUAAAAAUCUUAUUAACCCGGGAAUUAUUUUUUACUAUCCAUUUAUUUUACUUCCGAUAGAACUUACAAGAUUACAAACAAGGUUGGCCAUGAUUUAUGUACCUUCUGUUGUUUACUGUCAUGUAUUAUUAUUUUUAUGUUUUCAUCAUCUUCGAGAUUACAGAGGGAAAUUAACUGCUCGUCGUAAUCUCGAACUCACAAUUAGAGAACGAUACUUGGUUAGCCAUACUGACACCACAUUCGAAACAGUGUAUCGAUGCCUGGAGAUAGUAAAGGCAUUAUUAUAA